Messenger RNA from Ochotona princeps (American pika), 1947 nucleotides. It is a transcript of the gene NUP62, whose product is annotated as nucleoporin 62. The record is from RefSeq and is a predicted model, not a curated record. Gene Ontology annotation, molecular function: phospholipid binding; structural constituent of nuclear pore. The coding region runs from base 194 to 1723 and encodes 509 amino acids. Gene Ontology annotation, cellular component: nuclear pore; nuclear pore central transport channel. Gene Ontology annotation, biological process: RNA export from nucleus; protein import into nucleus. Lineage: Eukaryota; Metazoa; Chordata; Mammalia; Lagomorpha; Ochotonidae. The transcript is spliced from 3 exons.
GCCGCGAAAGGGCGGGAAGGGCGGUUGGCGAGGGAGGGGCGAGCGGUUACUCACUCCAUGGCUCCGGCUAGAAGAGUCGGCGGCGGCGGCCUCGGUUGAAGAGGAAAGGUGGGGAGCGGAGAGCGCAGGCGCGUUUGCAGAUCCUGCCAGAACUGCUGGAGCCGGAGCGGCUGUGGCCACCAGAACGGGAACCAUGAGCGGGUUUAAUUUUGGAGGCACCGGGGCCAGCACAGGCGGGUUCAUGUUCGGCACUGCCAAGGCAGCGACCACCACCACCACACCCUCCACGGGCUUUUCUUUCUCUGCAUCCGGCACUGGAGGCUUUAACUUCGGGACUUCCUCCCAGCCAGCUGCCAGCACCCCCUCCACCGGGCUGUUUUCUCUGACGACGCAGACGCCGGGAUUCAGUUUUGGCACAAGCACACCUGCUACCAGCAGCACUGGCUUUUCAUUAGGUCUCAGCACCCCAAAGCUGAGCCUGGGCAACACGGCAGCCACCCCAGCCACAGCAAACCCCACUGGCUUCGGCCUGGGCAGCAGCACCCUCACCAAUGCCAUCUCAAGCACCACCACCUCCAGCCAGGGCACAGCGCCCAGCGGUUUUGUGUUUGGCUCCAGCACAGCCUCCACCUCCGCAGCUCCAGCCACCACCUCUGGGGGCUUCUCGUUCACGGGCGGAAGCACGUCCCAGACGGGGGCCUCUGGUUUUAACAUUGGCUCUGUGGGGAAUUCAGCCACCCAGCCCGCCACCCUUACCAGCUUACCCUUCGCCCCGACCCCAGCCACACCGGCAGCCACUGCGGCGGGAACCUCUCAGCCAGCUGCACCCACUCCUGCUGUCGCCACCUCCGUUGCCGGGCCCUCCCUCUUUUCCUCAAUAGCAGCAGCUCCCACCUCGUCCACCACCGCGGGGCUCUCCCUCAGCACCCCAGCAACCACCUCUGGGGCUCUGGGCACUGGAACGUUGAGCUUCAGCUUGAAGCCCCCCGGAGCAGCUGCUGGUACCUCCUCAGCAACUUCCACCACCGCCACCAGCACCAGCAGCGCCGCCAACACCGGCUUUGCCUUGAAUCUGAAGCCUCUGGCACCCAUCGGCAUUGCCAGCAGCACAGCUGCCACAGGGAGCACCCCGGCUGCCCCCGGGGCAGGUGGCGGGGCUGCCAGCAGCUCCACCAUGACCUACGCCCAGCUGGAGAGCCUCAUCAACAAGUGGAGCCUGGAGCUGGAGGACCAGGAGCGGCACUUCCUGCAGCAGGCCACGCAGGUCAACGCCUGGGACCGCACCCUGAUCGAGAACGGCGAGCGCAUCACUAGCCUGCACCGCCAGGUGGAGAAGGUGAAGCUGGACCAGAAGAGGCUGGACCAGGAGCUCGACUUCAUCCUGUCGCAGCAGAAGGAGCUGGAGGAGCUGCUGAGCCCUCUGGAGGAGGCAGUCAAGGAGCAGAGUGGCAGCAUCUACCUGCAGCACGCCGACGAGGAGCGCGAGAAGACCUACAAGCUGGCCGAGAACAUCGACGCACAGCUCAAGCGCAUGGCCCAGGACCUCAAGGACAUCAUUGAGCACCUGAACACGGCCGGGGGCCCCGCCGACAGCAGCGACCCCCUCCAGCAGAUCUGCAAGAUCCUCAACGCCCACAUGGACUCGCUGCAGUGGAUCGACCAGAACUCGGCCCUGCUGCAGCGCAAGGUGGAGGAAGUGACCAAGCACAAUCCCUAUCAGUGAAGACACGAUGAAGGUGAGACCUGGCCUGACGCUAACCCGCAGAACACCUGCCAGUGACCCCAAGCUUGCCUUUGCCAAAGUUAACUUAGGCUCCGUGAGACUCUCACGUGCAGCAGGAGCCAGCUGCUCAUGGCCCGGAUAACUUCUGUGUUUGUACUUGGCUGCUUUCUCUGAAAUAUCCAUGGCUGUAUAUUGCUUUCCUGAAUAAACGUGAAAUAAACACA